This is a messenger RNA of Pelmatolapia mariae (spotted tilapia), 1308 nucleotides long. Its product is annotated as galactose-3-O-sulfotransferase 2-like. The record is from RefSeq and is a predicted model, not a curated record. Gene Ontology annotation, cellular component: membrane. Gene Ontology annotation, molecular function: galactosylceramide sulfotransferase activity. Bases 1 to 1308 code for a protein of 435 amino acids. The transcript is spliced from 5 exons. Gene Ontology annotation, biological process: glycolipid biosynthetic process. NCBI's taxonomy places the organism in Eukaryota, Metazoa, Chordata, Actinopteri, Cichliformes, Cichlidae.
AUGGACUGUUUGAAGCACGUGGGAACUACUGCUUGGGCCAAGGAAAGGUUGAAGAUCUCCGUGAACACCGGUGCUAGCUGGUCAGCACAGGCUCUCAGGACCCGGCCAGGGAUUGCAUCUGGUCCUGCUGCCUUCCUGGUGUUCACCCUCCUGAAGGUGUUCCUCACGACACACAAGACAGCAAGCAGCACAGUGCUCAACAUGCUGUACCGCUUUGGAGAGGAACGCAACCUUGGCUUUGCCCUCCCACUGAGCUACCAGCUGAGGUACCCACUACCUUUCAAUGCUCACAGAGUCAAAGGUUAUCGAGGUCCCCGAGCCACAGAGUUUCACAUCAUGGCACAUUUAAUGAGGUUUAAUAAGCCAGAGGUGGAGAAAGUGAUGCCUGCAGACACAUUCUACUUUUCUAUCAUCAGGGAUCCUGUCGCGCUGGCCGAGUCCUCUUUCGCUUAUUACAAAGAAGUAGCUCCUGCCUUUCAGAAGGCAAAGGGGCUGGGAGACUUUGUCGACGACCCAAAUAAAUACUAUGACCCUCGUCUUUGCAACAACCACUAUGCCCGCAACCUGCUUUGGUUUGAUUUUCGCAUGGACAAUAAUGCUAAUUUCUCAGUGGAAUUAGCUCAGCAUGGUGAGGCCAUGAUCCGCCAGACAUUCAGACUGAUUCUUGUGUCCGAGUACUUUGAUGAGUCUAUGAUCCUGCUGAGACAUGCCCUCUGCUGGCCACUGGAUGCUGUAGUCUCAUUUAGCCUUAACGCUCGUCAGCAAAAGUCCGGCAGCAACAGCGUAAUGAGCGGAAGCUGGGUCGGCAAAGCUGCCGUAGCGACUGGCGUCGGUGCUAGAGCUGGACGCUCACAAGGUAAGAUGUUGCCCAAUCUGUCGCUAACGGAUCGUCAGCGGGAGAAGCUACGCCAGUGGAAUGCCUUAGAUUGGUACCUAUACAAAACCUUCAACCGCACGUUCUGGGAGGAUAUCGACAAGUUUGGUCGUGCCCAGAUGGAGCAAGAACAAGAAGUAGCUCUUCUCAGGAUGCGGCGGGAAAUCCUGGGCCGGGUUUGUCUGAAGGAUGGUGGAAAGCCCAUAGAAGCGUAUCGGAUACGCGACAAAAAUAUCCAACCCUUUCAGAGCGGAGUAGUAAAGAUUCUUGGAUACGAGCUCCAGCCGGGUCUCGACAAUGCUUCCAGGACGGCCUGUCUGAGGAUGAUUAGGCCCGAGAUCCAAUACAAAGAUUUGCUGGAUAGUAAACAGUUCCCACGGACUGUCCAACCCCAGCUGGGACAGCAGGGACCACAGGCUUGUUUGUGCUGUUGA